AUGCGCCGCGACCAGUCAGCCCUCUUCAUAGACCAGGCUGACCGCCGCGCCGAGCGCGCCGGGGACCAGCGCGAUCAGGAAGGCGAGGACCGCGUCCGUCCAGAGUUGCACGACAUCGCGCACGCAGUUGGCGGGCAGGGGUGUCGGGAGGAUGACGGGGUUCCGAUCGGCAGGACGGGCCCCAGCCCUCGGCCGCCGGAUUGGCCUGAAGCACGGCGGGAGAUCGUCGGGACCGAGGGCCGCGUUCGCGCCAGAUCAGCGCGUCGAGCGUGUCGCCGGCGCGGGCGCGAACCGUGUCCAUCAGAUCAGUUCGACGGUCAUGCGACCGACGCCGAGGAUCUCGCGCACCGCAUGGACCGAAUCGCGGCGCAACUCGGCGACGGUCGGGUCGAGCUGAUCGGCGGAACGUUCACCGCGACCAGUCAGGUCGACAUCGACGAAGCGCUCGACGAUCUCCGCCUUGGCGGCGGUGAAGACGGCGCGGCGAUAGAGUGCGGUCAGCUCCGACACGCCGUCGACCUUGUCAGCGGGAACCGGGUCGAGCGUCGCGAAGCCCGCGCGACCUCGUCCGUGCGCCAGUCCUUCAGGUCGCGACCGACGCGGAUGAUCGCGAUGACCAGCGCCUGGCGGACGCGGGCGUCGGUGAUCGCGUUCGCGUCGACGCGCUCCGCCGGUAUCGAUCGGCGCGGGCGCCGUCACGACGGGGCGGGAUCGCCGCAGAACGGUGGGGAUAAGGUCGCGGUCAUGCGCCGGCGCCGAUGGCGCAGACCGCCAGCGCGGAUCCGGCGAUGGUCAGGGGUGAUCCCGAUCGCGAAGAGCGCCCGGCAGCCCGCAGCGGGCGGGAGGGCGGUGAUCGCCGGCAAGCCGAUGCUGGCGGGAUCGAGCCGGCAGGCCAGCGCCAGCGCGCGCCGGCAAAGGCCGCCCAUGCUCCCGGCCACUGCAAAUCGCGGCGAUGAGGAUCAGGGCGGCCCGAAGCCCCCUCCGCCGCGCGCCGCCCCCCCGGCGCCGGGGGCGAGCGGGUCAGCGACGCGAGCGGUAGCUCGGUCGAUAAGUGGUGGUCGUGCGCGUGAUGCUGCGACCGCCGAAAAGGCUGUUGCGGGUGGUCGUGGUCACCGUCUUGCGCGCAGCGGGCCGUGGUAG
Messenger RNA from Acanthosepion pharaonis, 1140 nucleotides. The record is from the annotation of a GenBank genome assembly. NCBI's taxonomy places the organism in Eukaryota, Metazoa, Mollusca, Cephalopoda, Sepiida, Sepiidae.